This is a messenger RNA of Ctenocephalides felis (cat flea), 5349 nucleotides long. RefSeq names its product dynein heavy chain 5, axonemal-like. The record is from RefSeq and is a predicted model, not a curated record. Gene Ontology annotation, cellular component: dynein complex. NCBI's taxonomy places the organism in Eukaryota, Metazoa, Arthropoda, Insecta, Siphonaptera, Pulicidae. Gene Ontology annotation, molecular function: minus-end-directed microtubule motor activity; dynein light intermediate chain binding; ATP binding. Gene Ontology annotation, biological process: microtubule-based movement.
AUGUUUGUGCAUAAUUUAAAACCAGGUGAGGGAGGUAGUGAAGAGGAAUCUGAAGAAGAAAUCUCUGCUAGUGAGAUAUUACAGAGACGGCGUGAAGAAUGCGAGCGAAAGGCGAGGCGCGGGGAGAUGGACCCGCGCCUCGAGUACACUUUCCAGCUUCUUAUCGACGGCACUGGAUUGCCAAGACAUGAAAUCAUGGAUCAUGUCUUCGAGGGAAAUAUGCUGGACGAAAUAAACCAAUUAUUCUUACCCCAUAUGAGAAAUAAACUCAUAUGGUUUUAUCAAGAAGUCGAGGAGCCUGAUACGUCUCAACCUGGACCUUCGACGUCUACUGCUGAUGCCAAUCUCUUGAAGGAAGUUACUACAUUUAUUAGACAAUGGAAACCUUAUCAAUUUCUGUGGCGUAAUGAGCGGUCAACUAGGGAGCUUCUAGCUUUGGGUUUGGAAGAAUUUGAAACCACUUUGCGAAAAUUGGGCGAACUAGAUAGAAAACUAGCAGGAGAACCUGAUAUAAAAACAUUUGCAAAUUGUCUUGCAAUAGACGCUGAAAAAUUGAAAUUUGGAUUAUUGACAGAAAUUAAAUCUUGCACACAUAGCAUCGGCCAGGCAAUGAAGAAAAAAUAUAGACGUGAGAUGGAUUAUAUUUACGCAGUCAUUAAGGAAAUGGAAAGAAAAUUGAAUCGUCGAAUUAGAGACUUGGAUGAUGUGAGAACAAUCAUGGAAACUUUACGCAAGAUACGAGAUCAAGAAGUUGACAUGGAACUAAAGAUUGAUCCUAUAGAGGAAGCUUUCAAUAUUCUUACAAGAUAUGGAGUUCCGGCUGAAAGAGAACAUUUGGAACUAGUCGAUGGUCUCAGAGAUACUUGGCAGAGACUGCAAUCACGUGCUUUGGAUACACAUGUUAAACUUUUAGAAGCACAACCCAAAUUUGAAGCUGAUUUAGCGUCUAACUUAGAAGUAUUUAGAUCCGACAAUGCAAUGUAUGUGCAUGAGUAUAGAAAUGCUGGACCCAUGCAACCAGGAUUGAGCCCACGUGAAGCAUCAGACAGGCUUUUGCUAUUCCAGAAUCGGUUUGAUGGAAUGUGGCGUAAAUUGCAAACAUAUCAAAGUGGGGAAGAACUAUUUGGUUUACCUACAACAGAUUAUCCUGAAUUGGCUCAGAUAAGAAAGGAAUUGAAUUUGCUUCAAAAAUUGUAUAAAUUGUACAACGAUGUUAUUGAUCGUGUGAGUAGUUACUAUGAUAUCCCUUGGGGAGAAGUGGAUAUUGAGGAAAUCAACAACGAGCUGAUGGAGUUCCAAAACAGAUGCCGAAAGUUGCCAAAAGCUUUGAAAGAAUGGCCUGCAUUCUUUGCACUUAAGAAAACAAUUGAUGACUUCAAUGAUAUGUGCCCAUUACUAGAAUUAAUGGCUAAUAAAGCAAUGAAACCGAGACAUUGGCAAAGAUUGGAAGUUACAAAAUAUAACUUUGAACUAGAAAGUGAGGGAUUCUGUUUGAAAAAUAUUUUAGAAGCACCUUUAUUAAAAUACAAGGAAGAUAUAGAGGACAUCUGUAUAUCAGCCAUGAAAGAGAAAGAUAUUGAAGCAAAACUGCGUCAAGUAACAGGCGAAUGGUCUGUACAUGAAUUAACCUUCAUGACAUUUAAUAAUCGUGGCGAAUUAUUAUUGCGAGGAGACACAACUGCUGAAACCAUAGGACAACUAGAGGACAGUUUGAUGAUCUUAGGAUCAUUGUUGUCUAAUAGGUAUAAUGCGCCAUUUAGAAAGCAGAUACAACAAUGGGUACACGAUCUUGGAGGAACAAAUGAAAUUUUAGAACGCUGGCUUUUGGUUCAAAACAGCUGGGUUUAUUUGGAGGCUGUAUUUGUUGGGGGCGAUAUCGCUAAACAGCUACCCAAAGAAGCUAAGAGAUUCUCAAAAAUCGAUAAAUCCUGGCAAAAAAUUAUGCAACGGGCUCAUGAAACCCCAGGCGUAGUUUCAUGUUGUGUGGGUGAUGAUUUGCUGAAGCAACUUUUGCCUCAUUUACAAGAACAACUCGAGUUAUGUCAGAAAUCUUUGAGUGGCUACCUAGAAAAGAAAAGAACAAUGUUCCCGAGAUUCUUUUUUGUAUCUGAUCCAGCGCUGCUUGAAGUAUUAGGUCAAGCAUCUGAUUCGCACACUAUUCAAAAUCAUUUGCUGUCGAUAUUCGAUAACACGAGAUAUGUAAAAUUUCAUGAUGUUGAAUACAAUAAAAUGACUGCAAUCAUAUCAUCAGAGGGUGAAACUAUACAACUGGAACGAGCAGUACGAGCAGAAGGUUCUGUCGAAACAUGGCUUACUUCUCUUUUGCAAACUUCCCAAUCCAGUUUGCAUGGAAUUAUAAGAAAUGCUUCCGGGAUGCUCAAUGAUCCGAACAUAAAUUUAUUGGCGUUUCUAGAUAAAAUGCCAGCUCAAUGUCGUAUGAACGUGCGAUCAGCAAAUGAUUUCGAAUGGCUCAAACAAUGUCGCUUUUACUUCAAAGAUGAUCUUGAUAAAACUUGGAUUGCUAUCACAGAUGUCACGUUCUCUUAUCAAAAUGAAUAUUUGGGGUGCACAGACAGACUGGUAAUCACACCUCUUACAGACAGAUGUUAUAUAACCCUGGCGCAGGCACUAUCAAUGAGUAUGGGAGGUGCUCCUUGUGGUCCUGCAGGUACUGGCAAAACCGAAACUGUUAAAGACAUGGGUAAAACUCUUGCAAAAUAUGUUGUUGUCUUCAAUUGCUCGGAUCAGAUGGAUUACAGAGGUUUGGGACGUAUAUACAAAGGAUUAGCUCAGUCCGGAUCAUGGGGUUGCUUUGAUGAAUUCAACAGAAUAGAACUUCCUGUACUGUCUGUUGCUGCGCAACAAGUUGCGGUUGUAUUGGCUGCUAAAAAAGAAAAGAAGAAAAACUUCAUAUUCACAGAUGGUGAUACUAUAGACAUGUGCCCAGAAUUUGGAAUAUUCAUUACAAUGAAUCCCGGUUAUGCUGGUAGAAAAGAAUUACCAGAGAACUUGAAAAUACAGUUUCGAACGGUUGCGAUGAUGGUGCCAGACAGACAGAUUAUUAUUCGCGUGAAACUAGCAAGUUGUGGUUUCCUAGAAAAUAUAACUUUAGCAAGGAAGUUUUAUACGCUGUACAAACUUUGCGAAGAACAACUCACCAAACAGGUACAUUACGAUUUCGGUCUACGUAAUAUUCUUUCCGUCUUGCGAACUUUGGGUGCUGCAAAACGUGUCAACAAUCGCGAUUCCGAAAGCAUGAUUGUGAUGAGAGUUCUAAGAGAUAUGAAUUUAUCAAAACUAAUUGACGAAGAUGAGCCUUUGUUCAUAUCUUUAGUCUCUGAUCUUUUCCCUAAUCAAGCAUUAGAAAAAACUUCUUAUCCCGAAUUGGAAGCCGCUAUUCAGCAACAAGUCGAUGAAGCUAAACUGGUAUACCAUCCACCCUGGGUACUAAAAUUGAUACAGUUAUAUGAAACUCAACGUGUGCGUCAUGGUAUAAUGACAUUAGGACCAUCUGGUGCAGGAAAAACAUGCUGUAUUCAAAUGCUGAUGCGAGCCUUGUCUCAAUGCGAAGACGUUCAUCGUGAAAUGCGUAUGAAUCCUAAAGCAAUAACAGCUGCUCAGAUGUUUGGUAGAUUGGAUGUGGCCACUAAUGAUUGGACGGAUGGAAUAUUCUCUGCCUUAUGGCGAAAAACUUUAAAGGCACCCAGUGACGAAAGAAUUUGGUUGGUUUUGGAUGGUCCAGUUGAUAGCAUAUGGAUAGAAAAUUUAAACUCCGUCUUAGAUGACAAUAAAACCCUUACUCUUGCGAAUGGCGAUCGUUUAACAAUGUCGCCGACAUGCAAAAUCAUUUUUGAACCUCAUAAUAUCGACAACGCAUCACCAGCUACCGUGAGUAGAAAUGGAAUGGUUUACAUGAGUUCUUCAGGAUUGGACUGGAGACCCAUUGUAUCAUCGUGGUUGAAGUUCCGUACUGCACAAGAAACGACCGUUUUCCAAGAAUUAUUUGAAUGUUCCUUUCAAACAGUGUAUUCAUGGUGUACGCAAACUCUUAAAGCAGUUAUGCAACUUUUACAAUGUAAUGUGGUUAAACAAAUGUUGGAUUUGUUACAAGGACUUGUUCCUCAACAAGUACAAGAAGAAACUAGCGCCGCUAAGAGUGUGUCUGGUGAUUUAGAUCAAGAUGACGAACUAACAGAUGGAGACAAAGCUGUGCAAAUUCAAGCUCCUAUUUUAUCUGUAGAACACCUAAAUAAAAUUUAUGUUUUUGCACUGACAUGGGGUAUAGGAGCACCUUUAGAAAAUAAUGAUAGACGAAAACUAGAUCUUUAUUUAAGAGAAAAUUUUGCUGAUAAUCUAGAUCUACCACAACCAACAAAAAAAGAACCAAAAGCGACUAUUUUUGAUUUCGUGGUAAGUUCUAAUGGCACGUGGGAACCUUGGACAAGUUUGGUAACUAAUUAUGUGUAUCCUGAUAUCAGCACACCAGAUUUCUUAAGUAUCAUGGUACCUAUUCCAGAUAACGUACGUAUAGACUAUUUGAUUGAUACUAUUGUGAAACAAGAAAAAGCUGUGUUGCUUAUCGGUGAGCAAGGUUCGGCUAAAACAGUGAUGAUGAAAGCUUAUAUGAAAAAAGCCAAUCCAGAUCAGUAUCUUGGCCGUUCUUUUAACUUUUCUUCUGCAACAAGUCCAUAUCAGUUUCAAAAAACAAUUGAAAGUUAUGUAGAUAAGCGCAGUGGUAGCACUUUUGGGCCGGCAGGCGGUAAAAAAAUGAUUGUUUUUGUGGAUGACAUCAAUUUGCCGCAAAUCAACGAAUGGGGAGAUCAAAUUACUAAUGAAAUAGUAAGGCAAGUUAUGGAUAUGAAAGGCUUUUAUAGCCUUGAAAAACCUGGAGAAUUUACAACUAUUGUAGAUGUAUUGUUUGUCGCAGCUAUGGGACAACCAGGCGGAGGACGAAAUGAUAUACCGUCAAGAUUAAAGAGACAAUUUUCUGUGUUUAAUUGUACUAUACCUGAUGACGCAGCUAUUGAUAAAAUAUUCCGUGUCAUGGGCGAAGGGCAUUACAACAGCAAACGUGGUUUUCCUCUAGAAGUUAGAAACCUUGUGAAGAAAAUAAUUCCUCUGACCAGAGUUUUAUGGCAAAGAACGCGUGCCAAGCUAUUACCAACUCCAGCUAAAUUUCAUUAUGUAUUUUCGUUACGAGAUCUUUCAAGAAUUUGGCAAGGACUUGUGGGUACAUUAUCAACAGUUGUCGAUAGCGAAUCAGUUCUUCUGUAUUGUGGAAACAUGAAUGCAGCAGAAGAAACUGCUAAAAUAUACAUUUGGAACAUAGAAGAACAAAGACGUGAUUGA